AUGGUAUGGACUAUGGUAGCUAAGCAAGGCCAACCCACGUGUACAUACCUAAAAGAGAAGCGAACCCUAGUUCCCGAACCUCCUUCGAAGUUCGAACGCAGCCCGCAGCCACCAUGCAUCUUCAACGUCAUCGCCGAACUCUUCUCCUCCGGUAGAGGGUGCUGUCGCCGCCGGCGGGGACAUACUGUGGGUUCCGCGUCGCGUGUGGAAGCUCUGCUCGGCCCGCUUCUCAUCGUUCCUCCUCUCCUCUCCUCGUCGUCGCAGGAAGGUUUGCGUGAGCUCGUGGCCUCGCCGUCGCCAAGGUAUCAUAAAGUUCUCACGUUUAUUUCAACUACCAAGAGUGAAGGUGCAACAGUUUUGACUGGAGGGUCUCUUCUUGAGCACACAAAUGCUGAAGGAGUGAUCUCUCUUAAACCCGAAGCAAGCGGGACCGAAAAAGACAGAAAGAAGGUGGAGCUCAAUGCCAAGGCUGUCAACUUGUUCAACUGUGCUAUCAGCUUCGAGGAAUACCGUCGGGUAUCACGAUGCACAACGAGAAAGAAAAUCUGGGACAAAUUUCAAAUCACUCAUGAAGGAACCACCAUAGUAAAGAAGAUCAGGAUAGAUAUGUUGAACAGAGAAUAUGAAAUAUUCUCAAUGAAGAAAGGAGAAUCAAUAGAUGAAAUGUUUGAAAGAUUCAACAUCAUCAUUGUUUGCUUGGAUGCUAUGAGAAUUACGUAUUUUGAUUCUGUGCUUGUGAGGAGAGUUCUAAGAUGUCUUACUAAAGAGUAGGAAACAAAAGCUUUAAUCAUAUCUGAGAGUAGUGGUCUAGAUUCCAUGACAUGUGAUGACUUGAGAGGAAAUCUACUUGCUUUUGAAAACACUUAUUUGAAAAAAGAUUCAAAAAAGAAAGGAAUUGCUUUUACAUCUGUUACUAACCCCCUGGAUGAUGAAUCCAGUGAUAAUUCUUUUGAAAAUGCAUUUGUGUUGUUUGCUAAAAAAUUCAAAAAAAAUGGUGAAGUUCAAGGAGAGAAGCAAGGGAAACAGCUCUAGAAAAUAAAGGAAAGAUCUCAGCAAGAUGAUAUGUUACAACUGCAAAGAAUCUGAGCAUUUCAAGUCAGAUUGUCCUAAGUUAAAGAAAGAAGAGAAGCCAAAAAAGGGAAAGAAGAAAGGUCUGAUGGCUUUUUGAGAGAACUUGGAAAACGAUUCAGAAAAAUGAUGAAGAAUCCGAAACCAAGUCUCAACCAUGCUUUAUGGCAGAUUACGUUGAACAGGUAUGUCUAGCAUCCAAGCAGAAAGAAAACAUGUGGUACAUGGACAGCGAAUGCUCUAGGCAUAUGACCGAAAAGACAACCUUUUUCAUAAAACUUGAUGAGUAUGAUGGAGGAUUUAUCACUUUCGGUGAUGAUGGUAAGGGAAAGAUAGUGGCCAUUGGAAAAGUUGGUAAAAACUUUUCAUUUUGUAUAAAUGAUGUUCUUCUUGUAAAUGGUUUAAAACACAAUUUACUUAGUGUAAGUCAAUUGUGUGAUUUAGGAUAUGAAAUUAUUUUUAGAAAGUUUGUGUGUUUAGUUAUUUGUGAAAAAAUUGGGGAUAUAUUGUUUGAAGCUAAGAGAUGCAAUAAUGUGUAUGGAUUGACUCUUGAGGACUUGAAAGAUCAAAAAGUGACAUGUUUUGUUUCUA
Arachis ipaensis is the source of this 1659-nucleotide messenger RNA. The record is from RefSeq and is a predicted model, not a curated record. Lineage: Eukaryota; Viridiplantae; Streptophyta; Magnoliopsida; Fabales; Fabaceae.